AUGAUCGAUAAAGCUCUCUUUAUCAUGCAAAAUUGGGAACUUAUCGGUAACUAUUUGCUUUCAAAAUAUCGUCAUCAUCAUUGGUUGUUGGCUGCAUUGAAAGGACUUCGAAAUGGGAUUGUUUAUGGAUGUAAAGUUCGUUUUCCUCAUGCACUCGUCAUGGUUUUUCUUUUUCAAGAAGGAACAAUCCUUCAAAAGUUCCAAACAAUUCUUCGGCUAACAAAAACCCACGCAACAAAUUUGGCAAAAUUUGUUUUCAGCUACAAACUCAUUAAAGGAGGUCUUGAGAAAUUUACAGGAAAAGUGGAAGAAUGGCAUUCAUUUGUUGCUGCUUUUUUAAUGGGAUAUUAUGUUUUUGGCGAGAAUAAUGCUGUCAAUAUGCAGAUCAAUCUCUAUUUGCUCUCGAGAAUUGCGAUCGGUCUCGCGAAAUUGGCCGCACAAAAAGAAGUGAUCACACAACCCGAACGCCCCAUCUUCCCGUGGUUUGCCGCAUUAGUUUGGGGAAUUGUCUUGUGGCUUUUCGAGCAUCACAAGGAUGUUCUUCAACUUUCUCUCCAAAAAUCAAUGACUUAUCUCUAUCACGAAAGUGAGAUCUGGACGGGAAUUCGCAAUUUUCUUCUUCGAAAUUCUGACAAAAAUAUC
Messenger RNA from Mesorhabditis belari, 642 nucleotides. Lineage: Eukaryota; Metazoa; Nematoda; Chromadorea; Rhabditida; Rhabditidae. The record is from the annotation of a GenBank genome assembly.